GAGCGCAGCGCGCCUCCCGGGGCCGCCCGCCGCGGGCAGGGAGCGCGUGGGGGCCGAGGCGCUAGUGGAAGCGGCCGCCGCAGCCGCCCUGCGCGCUGCGCCGUGAGGACCGGGUUGCGGUGUACCCAGCGGGCCGGCGCCGAGCCGAGCCGCCGCGGCCACCGUGGGGCGGGGGGCGCCUGCGAGGAGGGGGUGGGAGCCGCGGCGGCCCGACCCUCCCCGCCCGCGGCGCUCCCGCUCGGAUGAUCCUCUAGUCUUGCUUUGAAAAAAUCAUUCUGUGUAACUCUUGACUGUGACUAAGUUCCUAAUACACCUGUUGGGACGAUCACUGACACAGUAUACCAUUUGAGAGGUACUUUUCUUGACCCAAUACUGGUGAUUAGAGAAGAGAGGUAUCUUGGUUUUUGUUUUUUUUCUUUGAUCAUUAUGAACAUUGGCUUUUCACCCCUGAAGUGAAAAUGUUGAAAACUGAGUCUUCAGGUGAACGAACCACUCUCAGAAGUGCCUCUCCUCACAGGAAUGCAUAUCGAACUGAGUUUCAGGCACUGAAAAGUACCUUUGACAAACCCAAGUCAGAUGGGGAACAAAAAACAAAAGAAGGUGAGGGCUCCCAGCAGAGCAGGGGGAGGAAAUAUGGCUCCAAUGUCAACAGAAUCAAAAACCUAUUUAUGCAGAUGGGUAUGGAACCCAACGAGAAUGCUGCAGUCAUUGCCAAAACAAGGGGGAAAGGUGGACAUUCAUCUCCUCAGAGAAGAAUGAAGCCCAAAGAAUUUCUGGAAAAAACAGAUGGCUCAGUUGUUAAGUUGGAGUCUUCUGUUUCUGAACGAAUUAGUAGAUUUGACACAAUGUACGAUGGCCCUUCAUAUUCCAAGUUCACUGAGACUCGAAAGAUGUUUGAGAGAAGUGUGCAUGAAUCAGGACAGAACAACCGCUAUUCCCCAAAGAAAGAGAAAGCUGGAGGGAGUGAACCUCAGGAUGAAUGGGGAGGUUCCAAGUCCAACAGAGGCAGUACAGAUUCCUUGGACAGCCUUAGCUCCCGAACUGAGGCUGUCUCCCCAACUGUGAGUCAACUGAGUGCAGUAUUUGAGAACACUGAUUCUCCCAGUACCAUCAUUUCUGAGAAGGCUGAAAACAAUGAAUACUCAGUGACUGGGCAUUAUCCCUUGAAUUUACCAUCUGUUACUGUUACAAAUCUUGACACAUUUGGCCACCUUAAGGAUUCUAAUUCCUGGCCUCCUUCAAACAAGCAAGGUGUUGAUACAGAGGAUGCUCUCAAGAGUAAUGCAACUCCAGUACCAGAAGUGGCUUCUAAAAGUACCUCUCUAGCUUCGAUACCUGGUGAAGAGAUCCAGCAGAGCAAGGAACCCGAGGACUCCACAUCUAACCAACAGACUCCCGACAGCAUUGACAAAGACAGUCCUGAAGAACCUUGUGCUGAAAGUAAGGCAGUGCCAAAGUCCGAAAUCCCUUCACCACAAAGCCAACUGUUAGAAGAUGCUGAAGCUAAUUUGGUUGGAAGUGAGGCAGCAAAGCAACAGAGGAAAGAACUUGCAGGUGGUGAUUUCACCUCUCCUGAUGCUUCUGCAUCCAGUUGUGGAAAAGAAGUACCCGAAGAUUCAAAUAAUUUUGAUAGUUCCCAUGUGUACAUGCACAGUGACUAUAAUGUGUAUAGGGUGAGAUCCAGAUAUAAUUCAGACUGGGGAGAGACAGGCACUGAGCAGGAUGAGGAGGAAGAUAGUGAUGAGAACAGUUACUAUCAGCCUGAUAUGGAAUACUCGGAAAUCGUUGGAUUGCCAGAAGAAGAAGAAAUCCCAGCAAAUAGGAAAAUUAAGUUUAGUAGUGCCCCUAUUAAGGUUUUCAACACAUACUCCAAUGAAGACUAUGACAGGAGAAAUGAUGAAGUUGACCCUGUGGCUGCUUCAGCUGAGUAUGAACUUGAAAAACGUGUAGAAAAGCUGGAACUUUUCCCAGUGGAGCUAGAGAAAGAUGAGGAUGGUCUUGGUAUAAGUAUUAUUGGAAUGGGUGUUGGAGCAGAUGCUGGACUUGAAAAGCUGGGAAUAUUCGUCAAGACAGUAACAGAAGGUGGUGCGGCUCAACGGGAUGGCAGAAUACAAGUCAAUGACCAGAUUGUGGAAGUGGAUGGAAUCAGCUUGGUGGGUGUGACACAGAAUUUUGCAGCAACUGUUCUCAGAAACACCAAGGGCAAUGUCAGAUUUGUUAUUGGGCGGGAAAAACCAGGACAAGUGAGUGAGGUUGCCCAGUUGAUAAGCCAGACACUGGAACAGGAGAGGCGCCAGAGAGAGCUGCUGGAACAGCACUAUGCCCAGUAUGAUGCCGACGAUGAUGAGGUUGCCAUGGAGGAUUUCAAUAAAUCUCUCAGACAAUCAACACUAUUUCAUGACACUCGGGGGAACACUGUGGCUGGAUUGCAAGGAAUGUCUGGCAACUGCAAUAACAAUAACAACUAUUUUCUUAAGACAGGAGAAUAUGCCACAGAUGAAGAAGAAGAUGAGGUAGGACCUGUCCUUCCUGGCAGCGACAUGGCCAUUGAAGUCUUUGAGCUGCCUGAGAAUGAGGACAUGUUUUCCCCAUCAGACCUGGACACAAGCAAGCUCAGUCACAAGUUCAAAGAGUUGCAAAUCAAACAUGCAGUUACAGAAGCAGAGAUUCAAAAAUUGAAGACCAAGCUGCAGGCAGCAGAAAAUGAGAAAGUGAGGUGGGAACUAGAAAAAACCCAACUCCAACAAAACAUAGAAGAGAAUAAGGAAAGAAUGUUGAAGUUGGAAAGCUACUGGAUUGAGGCCCAAACGUUAUGCCACACAGUGAAUGAACAUCUCAAAGAGACUCAAAGCCAGUAUCAGGCCUUGGAAAAGAAAUACAACAAGGCAAAGAAGUUGAUCAAGGAUUUUCAACAAAAAGAGCUUGAUUUCAUCAAAAGACAGGAAGCAGAAAGAAAGAAAAUAGAAGAUUUGGAAAAAGCUCAUCUUGUGGAAGUGCAAGGCCUCCAAGUGCGGAUUAGAGAUUUGGAAGCUGAGGUAUUCAGGCUACUAAAGCAAAAUGGGACUCAAGUUAACAAUAAUAACAACAUCUUUGAGAGAAGAACAUCUCUUGGUGAAGUGUCUAAAGGGGAUACCAUGGAGAACUUGGAUGUCAAGCAAACAUCUUGCCAAGAUGGCCUAAGUCAAGACUUGAAUGAAGCAGUCCCAGAGACAGAGCGCCUGGAUUCAAAAGCACUGAAAACUCGAGCCCAGCUCUCUGUGAAGAACAGACGCCAGAGGCCCUCUAGGACAAGACUGUAUGAUAGUGUUAGUUCCACAGAUGGGGAGGACAGUCUAGAGAGAAAGCCAUCAAACAGUUUCUAUAACCACAUGCAUAUUACCAAAUUACUUCCACCUAAGGGUUUGAGAACUUCUUCUCCAGAAUCAGAUUCUGGUGUUCCACCCCUCACCCCGGUGGAUAGCAAUGUGCCCUUCUCGUCUGACCACAUAGCUGAAUUUCAAGAAGAACCACUGGACCCAGAAAUAGGGCCUCUCUCCUCUAUGUGGGGAGACACUUCACUGUUUUCUACUUCAAAGUCUGAUCAUGAUAUGGAAGAAUCUCCUUGCCAUCACCAAACCACCAACAAGAAAAUAUUACAAGAAAAAGAUGAUGCCAAAGAUCCCAGAUCACUAAGGGCAUCCAGUUCAUUGGCGGUGCAAGGAGGAAAAAUUAAGCGGAAGUUUGUGGAUCUGGGGGCACCUUUGCGAAGGAAUUCCAACAAGGGAAAGAAGUGGAAAGAAAAAGAAAAAGAAGCCAGUAGGUUUUCUGCAGGUAGCAGGAUCUUCAGAGGCAGACUGGAAAACUGGACACCCAAGCCACAUUCAACAGCUCAGACCUCCACUCGUUCCCCUUGCAUGCCUUUCUCAUGGUUUAAUGACAGCCGGAAAGGAUCCUAUUCCUUCAGGAACCUGCCUGCACCUACAACUUCCCUUCAGCCUUCUCCUGAGACUCUAAUUUCAGAUAAAAAGGGGUCCAAGGUAGAAAACACAUGGAUUACAAAAGCAAACAAGAGAAACCCAAAUCCCUCCUCUUCUUCAAUCUUUGGAAGGCAUUCUCAACUUAUGUCUGUAGUCUGGAUCCAAGAAACCAAUAAUUUUACCUUCAAUGAUGACUUCAGUCCCAGCAGUACCAGUUCAGCAGACCUCAGCGGCUUAGGAGCAGAACCUAAAACACCAGGGCUCUCUCAGUCCUUAGCACUGUCAUCAGAUGAGAUCCUUGAUGAUGGACAGUCUCCCAAACACAGUCAGUGUCAGAAUCGGGCCGUUCAGGAAUGGAGUGUGCAGCAGGUUUCUCACUGGUUAAUGAGCCUAAAUCUGGAGCAGUAUGUAUCUGAAUUCAGUGCCCAAAACAUCACUGGAGAGCAGCUCCUGCAGUUGGAUGGAAAUAAACUUAAGGCUCUUGGAAUGACAGCAUCCCAGGACCGAGCAGUGGUCAAAAAGAAACUCAAGGAAAUGAAGAUGUCUCUAGAGAAGGCUCGGAAGGCCCAAGAGAAAAUGGAAAAACAAAGAGAAAAGCUAAGGAGAAAGGAACAAGAGCAAAUGCAGAGGAAGUCCAAAAAGACAGAAAAGAUGACAUCAACUACAGCCGAGGAUGCUGGUGAGCAGUAACACAUACCCUCUUACAGGUGAUGGAGAUGCUCCAAGAGAAGUCCCCACCUCUUCCUGCCCUGCUCUCCUCCAGAGGAUGAAAAAGAAACUAAAUGAUAAGGGUAAUGCGGCUCUAGGCCGGCUGAGGAACUGUGCGUUGAAUAACUGCCUUUUCUGCAAUAGAAUGCACUCUUAAUUUUAACUACUGAAAUAAUCCCAAGCCACUUUUGGUUUAUUAAGAAAUCAGAGAUUUCAUUUAAGUAGCUGUGUUUUGCUCUUCUCUAACUUACCAGCAUCUUGUGUUGUGUUGGGUGUGUUUUGUCACUUGGAGAACUAGUGUGACCCCACCCAACAAGAGCAUGGCACACCCUGGUGUUGUUAAUGGAGCACCGUGAAUUUUCAGUGUGGGAUCCUGAAAUGGCAAUUGCACAUGUCUGCAUGGCAGAGAGCACCCUGCCAUGAGAUCUGAGACCAGUACUUAACUUCUAGGGCUGCAACACCUACUCCAAUGUGUGGGAAAGAUUCGCUCUUAAUUCUCAGUCUGGACAGUAAGACCACCCCGCUGUGGAAACAUGGGUGGUCUGCUCUGUAGUUACCUACUAAGGGAAAAGGCAAGCAAGUCAUUCUGCUUGCUAGGCAUCAAAAAGAAAGAAAAGAAAUUAUAGCUAUUUGUUAACCACUGAAAAAA
Messenger RNA from Nomascus leucogenys (northern white-cheeked gibbon), 5313 nucleotides. RefSeq names its product protein phosphatase 1 regulatory subunit 9A (gene PPP1R9A). Gene Ontology annotation, biological process: calcium-mediated signaling; neuron projection development; actin filament organization. The transcript is spliced from 21 exons. Bases 459 to 4646 code for a protein of 1395 amino acids. Gene Ontology annotation, molecular function: actin filament binding. Lineage: Eukaryota; Metazoa; Chordata; Mammalia; Primates; Hylobatidae. The record is from RefSeq and is a predicted model, not a curated record. Gene Ontology annotation, cellular component: postsynaptic density; actin cytoskeleton; dendrite.